This is a messenger RNA of Lobosporangium transversale, 1178 nucleotides long. Its product is annotated as retinal short-chain dehydrogenase/reductase. The transcript has 6 exons. Gene Ontology annotation, molecular function: oxidoreductase activity, acting on the CH-OH group of donors, NAD or NADP as acceptor. NCBI's taxonomy places the organism in Eukaryota, Fungi, Mortierellomycota, Mortierellomycetes, Mortierellales, Mortierellaceae. The record is from RefSeq and is a predicted model, not a curated record. The coding region runs from base 62 to 1153 and encodes 363 amino acids.
UUUUUACCUUAUUCCUUAACAUCACUCCACUUGAUCAUCCAAAAAAAAUAAAGUGCUCACAAUGGUGAACCGUCGAAGCAUUGACUUUGUGGUGCGAAUGUUGAAUGCAUCUGUGUUCCAUUUGUCUUUCCCAUUCUUUCUCAUCCCUUGUAUCAAACUCUAUGGUAUCACGAACGAAGGCCUAGCAUUCCAGCUGGCAGCUGUUUAUGGAGUCUUGCUCUUUACUAUCAGAUUGGCCUAUUGGUUACAUGAUCGUAGUCAGCGCCAAGAUGGCAAGAUUGACUGGGACGAUGAAAUUGUAUUGAUCACAGGAGGUGCUAAUGGAGUAGGCUAUCUCCUUGCGGAAGCAUUGGCUAUUCGACACAUCACAGUUGUUGUUCUUGACAUUCAUCCUGUUAAAACUGCAUUGGAUAUUGAGAGUUACAUCUGCGACGUAUCAAAUCCCGAAGACAUUGUCCGUGUUGCCAAAGAGAUCCGUGAGGAUGUGGGUGAACCUACUAUCCUAGUCAAUAACGCCGGUAUCGUUCAUGGAAAACCAAUCCUUGAUCUGUCAGUUGAUGAUAUCAAGAAGACACUGAAUGUGAAUUUUUUCGGUCAAGCCUGGAUGAUCAAGGAAUUUUUACCAGAUAUGAUUAAAAAUAAUCAUGGACACAUUAUUACAAUUUCGUCCGCAAUGGGAAUGAUGGGAGCACCACAAAUUGCGGACUAUGCUGCGUCAAAGGCUGCUGCAAAGUCAUUCCAUGAGGUACUUGAAACCGAAAUCAGAUAUGUUUACAAGACCCCUGGUGUGAAGACAACGUUGGUCUGUUGUGGGAAAGUGGAGACAGGGAUGUUUCAUGGGGUGAAAGAAAAUCUACCCUUCUUCACACCUCCCUUAGAACCCUUGGAAGUAGUUCGAAAGAUUAUUCGGUCCAUGGAAGAAAGACGAGGUCGAAACCAGAUUAUGAUGCCAUUCUAUGUUCAUUUUGUCCCAUUGGUCUCGAUUACUCCAGCAUGGUUUCAGGAUCUGGCUAGGACAAUCAGUGGUGCUGAUAAGGCCAUGGAGACUUUUGUUGGUAAAAAGGGUUUUGUUCAGGAGAAAUUGAUUGUAGAGCCAAUCGAGUUGGAUAGCAAUAACGGUAGUAAAAAUAGUGAAGCAGAUAAAGAUAAAUAAGUAUAGACCAAGUUCAAUCUUGUUG